Molecule: messenger RNA, 1113 nt
Organism: Myzus persicae (green peach aphid)
Lineage: Eukaryota; Metazoa; Arthropoda; Insecta; Hemiptera; Aphididae
Product: zinc finger MYM-type protein 1-like
Exons: 4
Coding region: 1-1113 (370 amino acids)
Source: RefSeq, a predicted model, not a curated record
AUGUUUCAAAGAUUUUCAAGAUACUUCAACCCCUUCAAGACAAUCAAUCAAAUAAGAGAUAAUUCUGAUAACAAUUUGCAUGAAGAAUUGAUUGGGUUUUAUCCUUUAAAAGAAUUUGAUGCCGAGUUCAUUUCUACAACAAUAAUAGAAGCAUGUAAUCAUAUGAAAUUAGAUUUAAACAAAUGUGUGGGUCAAUGCUAUGAUGGGUAUGCCACUAUGGCUGGAUGUAUAUCUGGAGUACAAAAGAGAAUUAAGGGUAUGUGUCCUAGAGCCCAUUUUUUUCAUUGCCCUAGUCAUCGCCUUAAUUUAGUCAUCAAUGAUUUAAAUGUCUUGCCUGAAGUUAGAAAUUGUAUUACCAAAAUAAAGGACACUAUAACAUUUUUUAAAGAAAGUGCAGUUCACAUGAAUGUAAUUAAUUCUAGUAAUUGUAAAUUAACCAAACUGUGUGAAGCACAAUUUGUAGAGAAGCAUAAGAGUGUAAGACAAUUUAAUGAAAAGUAUAUUGUUAUUGUAGAAGGUUUAGAAGAAAUGUCAACAUCAAAACAUUUGAACAGUAAAACUAAGCAACGAAGCCUUGAAAUUCUAAAUGCAAUUACUACUCCAAAUUUUGUUAUUUUAUUAUCAAUUAUAGCAAAGUAUUCUGCCAAAUUUAAAUUUAUAUCUACUAUUCUUCAGGGUGUGAAUAUUGAUUUACAAGAAGCCACAAAACGCAUUCAAGAGCUUUUACAGAUUAUAAAAAAUGACAGAUGUAACAAUGAGUGUCAAUUUAACUUAAUAUUCAAAAAAGCAGAAGAAACUGCAAUUAAAAUUGAGUUCAGUGAAGUAGUUAAAUCUAUCAAUAACUUAUAUGGACCUCUUCUUGAUAAUUUUGAAGAAGAAGCAAUAACUUGGUAUGAAAUACGGCUAAAAAAACCAUGUGAUCCAAAUACACAAAUAAUUGAUUUACUAGAAGAAUCUAAAUACUAUCCUGCUGUAAAUACAGCUUUACAAAUAGCCAUUACAUUACCAGCAACUUCCUGUUCAUGCUUUGAGUCGUAUCAAGACAUGGGUAAGAUCUACAAUGUCCAAUAUGAGGUUAAGCAGUUUGGCUCUAAUUCACAUUCACAAAAAUAG